Molecule: messenger RNA, 4864 nt
Organism: Corapipo altera (White-ruffed manakin)
Lineage: Eukaryota; Metazoa; Chordata; Aves; Passeriformes; Pipridae
Gene: PHTF2
Product: putative homeodomain transcription factor 2
Exons: 19
Coding region: 231-2504 (757 amino acids)
Cellular component (GO): endoplasmic reticulum
Source: RefSeq, a predicted model, not a curated record
ACAGUUGUGUAAUUCUCUGGCAAAACAAGUAUUCCUUGGGAGACAGUUAUUUUCUGUGGUACUUUCUUGCUUCAAGUGUCGGUGUGUUUGGUGUGGAAGUGAAGAUGGCUAAGCCGAGCCUACUUCCCGUCAGAAUUUGAAAACUGUUUCUCACUACAAACUAUGUGCUACAUCUGUGAGAUCUUCCUGUCUGGGCUACCUAAAAUGACUCUGUGAAUUCAGUGGAAUAAAUGGCGUCCAAAGUAACUGAUGCUAUAGUUUGGUACCAGAAGAAGAUUGGAGCAUAUGAUCAACAAAUAUGGGAAAAGUCAGUAGAGCAAAGAGAAAUAAAGUUUAUUAGACUGGGUUUGAGAAACAAACCAAAGAAAACAGGGCAUGUGAAACCAGACCUAAUAGAUGUUGAUCUUGUAAGAGGAUCUGCUUUUGCUAAAGCAAAACCUGAAAGUCCUUGGACAUCUUUGACCCGCAAAGGAAUCGUGAGAGUUGUUUUCUUUCCGUUCUUCUUCAGGUGGUGGCUACAAGUGACAUCACGGGUCAUUUUUUUCUGGCUGCUUGUUCUUUACCUUCUCCAAGUUGCUGCUGUAGUGCUAUUCUAUACAGCCCAAAGCCCACAUAAUAUACCUCUGACUGAAGUCAUUGGGCCGAUAUGGCUAAUGUUGCUACUUGGGACUGUGCACUGUCAGAUUGUUUCAACACGAACUCCUAAGCCACCUCCUAGCACAGGGGGUAAAAGAAGAAGGAAAUUAAGGAAAGCAGCACAUUUGGAAGUACAUAGGGAAGGAGAUGGCUCUAGUACCACAGAUAACACACAGGAGGGAACAGUGCAGAGCUACGGUACAAGCACCUCUUGCAGUAUUGGCGCUGUCUUCAGAGAUAUCUGGCAUGCUGCUUUCUUUUUAUCAGGGUCUAAGAAAGCAAAAAACUCAAUAGAUAAAUCCACAGAGACUGAUAAUGGCUACGUGUCCCUUGAUGGGAAAAAGACAGGUAAAGGCAAUGAAGAAUGUGUGCAGGCCCACGAGCGUCGCUGUGAAGUGAUCAGGCCAGAAGAGACAGGGUGGAGCACUUCGACAGCGAGAGAGGUCUUCGGCAAUCACAGUCAUCACAAAGAUACUCACAGGAUUGUGACAAACUUAUCAGAUGAAGUUUCCAGUGAGGAAGGGCCUGAAACUGGAUAUUCUUUACGUCGCAAUGUGGAACGCACUUCUAGUGAUUGUACGCUUCGAAACAGGAAAUCUCACCAUUACAAGAAACAUUAUCCUCUGGAGGAUACACCUAAAUCUGGUACAAGCUGCAGUUCUCGGUGUUCAAGCUCCAGGCAGGAUUCUGAGAGUGCGAGGCCGGAGUCGGAAACCGAAGAUGUGCUGUGGGAGGACCUGUUGCACUGUGCAGAGUGUCACUCCUCCUGUACCAGUGAGACAGAUGUGGAAAGCCCUCAAGUGAAUCCAUGUGUGAAGAAAGAAUACAGAGAUGACCCCUUUCAUCAGAGUCAUUUACCUUGGAUCCACACUUUGAAUCCAGGGCUAGAAAAAAUAAGUGCAAUUGUAUGGGAGGGUAAUGACUGCAAGAAAGCAGAUAUGUCUGUACUUGAAAUCAGUGGUAUGAUAAUGAACAGGGUGAACAGCUAUAUACCAGGAAUUGGUUAUCAGAUUUUUGGAAAUGUCAUAUCUUUAAUCUUGGGAUUAACGCCCUUUGUCUUUCGACUUUCCCAAGCUAAAGACUUAGAACAACUAGCUACACAUUCUGCUGCUGAACUCUGCAUGACUGCAUUUGGAUCAGAUGGAGACAUUCUGGUUCUCUCAAUGGUUAUUAUAAGUUUCGUGGUCCGUGUGUCUCUAGUGUGGAUUUUCUUUUUCUUGCUAUGUGUAGCAGAGAGGACGUAUAAACAGAGGCUACUCUUUGCCAAACUUUUUGGUCAUCUAACAUCUGCCAGAAGGGCAAGAAAAUCGGAGGUUCCUCACUUCCGUUUGAAGAAAGUACAGAAUAUAAAAAUGUGGCUUUCUCUCAGGUCCUAUCUAAAGCGUCGAGGUCCUCAGCGCUCUGUGGAUGUAAUAGUUUCAUCUGCCUUCUUACUGACUAUCUCAGUUGUGUUUAUCUGUUGUGCACAGCUGCUUCACAUGCAUGAGAUCUUCCUUGAUUGUCACUACAACUGGGAACUCGUAAUUUGGUGCAUUUCACUAACUCUUUUUCUCUUAAGAUUUGUUACUCUUGGAUCUGAAACUAGUAAAAAGUACAGCAAUACCUCAAUAUUACUUACAGAGCAGAUAAACUUGUACUUGAAAAUGGAGAAAAAGCCUAAUAAGAAGGAGGAACUGACACUAGUAAACAAUGUUUUAAAACUUGCUACUAAGUUACUGAAGGAACUGGACAGUCCCUUUAGGUUAUAUGGGCUUACAAUGAAUCCACUGCUUUAUAACAUCACCCAAGUUGUCAUCCUGUCAGCUGUUUCUGGAGUCAUCAGUGACUUGCUUGGAUUUAAUCUAAAGCUCUGGAAGAUCAAAUCUUGACAGUAUAGAAAGAAGAUGAAAUAACACAGUGUUAUAGAAAAACUCAUUGAUGGACAAAACUGCCUCAAAGCAGCCACUGAAUCCGUAUUUCAGAUGCUACAACCUCUUCAAGGAUGUCAUUUGGAAAACUGAAGUGUUUACAUCUGUCUUGUGCAAUCUUUAUAUUUAUUUCAUCUUCCUGGUUUAUGUUCAUUUUAGUUGACAUUUGUAUUUUAUUUUCAAACUUACUUGUUUAGUUUUGGAAAAGGUCAGAUUUGCGAAGGGUCAAAAACUGUGUGUCUGAGAACUUGAAAUCCUGAAAAUAGAUUACACUAAAUUACUCUGUUAUUACAGCUGAAGCCAAUGCUGGACAUUUUUAAUUACAGUAACACUAUAUGGAAAUCCUUUGAUAGUGUGGUAAAAUUGCUUAGAAUAUUUCAUUUGUAUCAGUCGUUUAUGAGGACAACAUAACAUCAAUAGAUGUUUGGUUGCAAUAGAAAAAUGAGACAUAUACAAAACAUGAAGUACUGACAAUACAGUAUGAUAGGUAGCAGAAAUAUUUUAUAUUACUGUUAGAAACAAGUGGGAAUUUCUAAUAUUUUGAGUAAUUCCAGGAUCUAAACUCAUUUAGGCUGCAGUUUAAAUAUCCUGGGAUAUUAAUAAGGUAUUAUUUAACAAGUCAACAAGUGUUCUUUGAAAACACUUUUAUUAGAGCAAUAAUUGUAAAUGGUUACCAUGCUGUAUGAUAUUUUGAUAAAAAUUAAAUAUUGUAUUUAUUUGAAAUACUGGGCUGUUCUGUGCAGCUCUGACUGUGCAUGUGCACUUUUUAUUGUUACUUUUAAUGAGAAACUUUAUACAUAUAAAUGUAUAUUAAUUGGAAUAUAUUAUGGUGAACUAUGGAGCAGUAUGUAUUAUAUGUUGAAGUUGAGUAUUUAAGCAAGAAUUAUUUACUGGUGAAAGGAAUGCUAUGAAUGACUUAGCAAAAGAUAGAUAGAUGCUCUGCUCUUGUACACUAUAGUAUAUGCCAUUCUUACCACAUUGAAGUUUAAGAACAGCUAAACACAGAGAACAAGUUUCUCUGGUGAGCAGCAGAGCUCAUGAAGCCUGGUAUUGGGCAAAUUUGUGUCUUCAAAUAACCACCCCAGCAGGUGUCAUUCCCUAGUGCUUUCCACUGGGGUUUCACAGCCGUGGGUGUCACACCUCUCCCUCUGCCUUCUGUUCCUGCCUCCCACAUGGACCAGUCAUAUAGACUCCUGGUUCUUCAGUGUGACAAAAAUAUGUGUUCAUCCCUGUAGAGUUAAGUUACUUGGAACAAACUUUCCUUCUACAAAGUAACUUUGAACAAAUUUUCCUUCUACAAAUUCUUUUGGGAGGAUUAAUAUCACCAUGUGCGAGUAUUCUUACAUUUUAUGUUUUUAAAAUAGUGGCUUCAUAUUGAAAAAUUAUAAGUAAUUUUGUGACAAGAAUCUGAACGUUGCACUGUGUUUGCUAAUCUUCAGAAUCUUGAAAGAUUUGAAGUAAUGGGUCUUAAACUUAUGUGGUAUAAAAAUAUUUUUAUAUAUAAAGCAACACAAACAAGCAUUUUGUAUUUUAUUUGCCUCUGUACUAAUGUUUAAUAAUGACCAAAGUGCAUUCUGGAUUUUGGAAGAAUGUAUUACUGGAGCUUUAAGAACAUACUAUAUUUAGUUUCUCAUGUGAAAACUUCAGCUGUAUCUGAUCUGUUUCUCCUUUCUCUGUUGUUUGAUGUUGAGAUUGUUUUUAAAAAUUAAGUACAUUUUAUACACAGUUUUUUCCAAAUUAUGGUACAGACCUACACAGAACUUAAUUUUGCACAAAAUAUAUUUAAAAAAAAAAAAAAAGGACAGCAGGAGUUCUAUGGGUGAUCAAAGCUAAGGCUGUUGCUUUUUACAGCCUGUCAUUAUUACAAAACCAUUCUUUAAUCUAGAGUGGAAUUAUUUUUAGAAAUGUGAAAUAGUGAAUAUAUGGCUUUCAUUACUUUUAAAAAUAAAGGAGGGAGAGAAAACACUGCAGUUUUGGUUGAAGGUGAAAUUAGUUUAACCAUGUAUACCUCAGCAACUAGCACUGUGCUGGAUUGUUGCACUAACAAAUGGCGGCUUGGGGAAAGUAAAAGAUUUUUGAAAUGAAAUUAAAAAUAAUAAAAACCUUUAUUUGCUACCCUUAGGUAUAUUCAUUAUGUUAAAAAAUGAGAGAGAUUUAUUCUCCAUCCCUCAAUGUGGAAAGUCCAGUAUAAGAGUAGAGGCAAGUAGAAAUAUGGCAGAUCUUGCGUGUUAACUGUUAUUUUUUGCCACAUGUUUUGUAACUGAAAGUGUGAUCAGGCUUGGAAUAAAGCUUUCUAUGGUUGAUGGUAAAAAAGAAAAGAA